UAUUUAAAACCAUACGGCAUACAAUUAUAACCAUUCAUAUAAGAAGAUCGUAUUGUGAAAUAAAAGAAUAAGAAUUCAAUACAGGUGUGCUAUAGAUUUGGAAAAUGACGUUUAUACCUAGCUGGGAAGAAUUUGAAAAAUCUGCGGAAAUGUUAUAUUUACGCGAUCCAAAAAACACACGUUACAGUAUCAAAUACUCACAUUCAAAGGGAGUAUUUCUUGUAAAAAUAACUGAUAACAAAAAGUGUCUUCAAUAUAAAACUGAAGUUCAACAAGAUGUAAGAAAAAUAGACAACUUUAUAUCAAAUUUAAUUAGACAUAUGGCCUCUAAUGAAGUAUAAGCAAUAAAAAAAUUAAGUAA
Molecule: messenger RNA, 361 nt
Organism: Colias croceus (clouded yellow)
Lineage: Eukaryota; Metazoa; Arthropoda; Insecta; Lepidoptera; Pieridae
Gene: Srp9
Product: signal recognition particle 9 kDa protein
Exons: 2
Coding region: 105-341 (78 amino acids)
Biological process (GO): SRP-dependent cotranslational protein targeting to membrane; negative regulation of translational elongation
Cellular component (GO): signal recognition particle, endoplasmic reticulum targeting
Molecular function (GO): 7S RNA binding
Source: RefSeq, a predicted model, not a curated record